UUCCGCCUCGCUCCAAGAUGGCGGCGGCGGCCCCGGGCGGUCCCGGAGCGGUCGCGGAGGCCCCGGGAGGGUCCGGGGGAGCCCCGGGAGGGCCCCGAGCGGCUCCGGAGGCUCCCGGAGCUCCGGGGGGAACGGCGGGAACGGCGGCGAACGGAGCGGGAAGCGUGAGGGGAACGGCGGGAAGCGUGAGGGGAACGGCGGGAAACGGAGCGGGAGCCGUGAGGGGAACGGCGGCAACGGCGGGAAACGUGAGGGACGCGGAGGUGGCGGUGGAGAUCGGAGAGACGUAUUUGUGUCGGAGAGCCGAUGGGAGCUGGCACUCGGCCGAGGUGAUCCAGUCCCGUCUCAACGAGCAGGAGGCGCGUGAGGAGUUCUACGUUCACUACGUGGGAUUUAACCGCAGGCUGGACGAAUGGGUGGACCGGAACCGUCUGGCGCUCAGCAAGAGCCUGAAGGAGGCGGCGCAGAAAAGCUCGGAGCCGUUCCUGGGGGAACUGGCAGAGCCCGAACGCAAAAUCACCCGCAACCAGAAACGCAAACACGACGAGAUCAACCACGUCCAGAAGACCUACGCCGAGAUGGACCCGACCACGGCGGCGCUGGAGAAGGAGCACGAGGCUAUCACCAAGGUGAAAUACGUGGACAAGAUCCACAUCGGCCAUUUUGAGAUCGACGCCUGGUACUUCUCGCCCUUCCCGGAGGAUUAUGGGAAACAGCCCAAGCUGUGGAUCUGCGAAUUCUGCCUGAAAUACAUGAAAAUGGAGAGGAGCUACCGAUUACACCUGGGAGUUUGUCAGUGGCGGCAGCCGCCGGGGCGGGAGAUUUAUCGCAAAGGGAACAUUUCUGUCUACGAGGUGGAUGGGAAAGACCACAAGAUUUACUGCCAGAACCUUUGCCUUUUGGCCAAGCUGUUCCUGGAUCACAAAACUCUUUAUUUCGACGUGGAGCCCUUCGUGUUUUAUCUCCUGACCGAGGUGGAUCGGCACGGAGCACACAUCGUGGGGUAUUUCUCCAAGGAAAAGGAGUCUCCAGAUGGAAACAACGUCGCCUGUAUCCUGACCCUCCCCCCGUACCAACGGCGCGGUUACGGAAAAUUCCUGAUCGCCUUCAGUUAUGAACUGUCCAAGCUGGAGAGCACCGUGGGCUCCCCGGAGAAGCCGCUGUCGGACCUGGGCAAGCUCAGCUACCGCAGUUACUGGUCCUGGGUGCUCCUGGAGAUCCUCAGGGACUUCAGAGGGACCCUCAGCAUCAAAGACCUCAGCCAGAUGACCAGCAUCACCCAGACCGACAUCAUCAGCACUCUGCAGUCUCUCAACAUGGUCAAGUACUGGAAGGGCCAGCACGUCAUCUGCGUCACCCCCAAACUGGUGGAGGAGCACCUCAAGAGCGCCCAGUACAAGAAACCGCCCAUCACCGUGGACUCCAUCUGCCUGCGCUGGGCCCCCCCGAAGCACAAACAGGCCAAG
Molecule: messenger RNA, 1466 nt
Organism: Malurus melanocephalus (red-backed fairy wren)
Lineage: Eukaryota; Metazoa; Chordata; Aves; Passeriformes; Maluridae
Gene: KAT8
Product: lysine acetyltransferase 8
Exons: 12
Biological process (GO): regulation of DNA-templated transcription
Molecular function (GO): histone acetyltransferase activity
Source: RefSeq, a predicted model, not a curated record